AUGACAAACACUACGUCGUCUACGCCUGAUCCGAUGCAGAAUAUGCAGCAACAGGCAAUGCCAUUUGCGAUGCCCCCAUUCUACGGCAAUCCCUUCAUGUCUCCAUUUAUGCCCCAGGGAGCUCCAGAAGGCCAAGCACCGGCUAUGCCCCCAAAUUUUGGCCAACAACCGCCGAUGGCAGGUAAUAAUGGCCAGAUGGGAUUCUUUGUGACGCCGGCACAAUAUCAGGAGAUGAUGCAGCAGUAUUUUCAGCAAAUGAUGGCUUCAGCCGCCUUCAACAUGCCAUUCCCCAUGCAGCAACAAUUUGCAAGACCGGAGAGUCAGGCGAGCUCCAUCAAAGCCGACGAAUCGUUGGGAGCAGCUAUUGGCCAGAUUGACAUCUCGGACCGGAACUUGAGUCCGAAACCGACGAAAGAUGAACUGAUCACCUGCAAUGGCGAAUCCACCUCCGAAACUCGAGCAUCAACCUCGAACAAAGAAAAUACCCCAAAUGACGAUACCGAAUCGGUGGCUUCGUCGAAAAGCGCUGAAAAUUCCUCUUCGGAAGCGACCAAUGGCCCCCGGAAGUCAUCCACCGAAACUGGCCCCCAACCCGGCGACAAGGAAAGCCGCACAGCCUCCCUCAUCCAAAAACAAAUGUCCGAAAUUGAGAAGGAAAUCACCCGGCGGACACAGAAUAAGAAUAUCAAACAGAUGGACGACGCCGAACUGGCCGAGCUGAUGGGCCAUCUGCCUGCCGCUGUAGCCCAGGUCCCGAAGCGCAUCCCCCCAUAUACAUAUACUGCUGCCCUCCCCUUCAGUUCCGGCCAACCGGAACAAACGGAACAACCCGGAAAACAGACGCUCAACCAGCUGCGAUCUUCCUUUAAUCUGCCACCGGAAGGGGCCGGACUUCCGCCCAAUUCCGUGCAACAACAACUACAAAAUACGGUGGAACCCGACUUUUUCCAUCAGCCUCCAAUGGCUGCCCCGAUCCCUCAACAAUCCCAAAAUGGACAUCAUCCGGCUGUUGUUGAGACGCCUUCCAUUGCCAGUAUCGCCCAGGCGAGGUUGAGCAUGGGACAACCGGGUGGAUUGAUCGAACCUCCGCCUCAGGCCGCGAAUCCCGUCAAGAAAAGGACCUCGCACUCCUCAGAAAAUGGAGGCCCAGAAGGCGAUGAGCCCGUUUGGGUGAUGAGGGAUAGCUAUUUGAGACGACUGCAAAGAGAUCAAGAACAAACUACAACAACAACACCAUCUACAGUAUCUGGGGAAUGGCCAAAUGAGCAUCAUCAACAAUCACCCACAAAUGAGCAAGGACCGGAGAGGGAUGAACAGGAAACCGAUAGACUACUCGUCGAAAAGGACGUCUCACCCGCCAAAGACCGACGAGCCUCCCAUAAAUCGUCGAAAGAAACCCUUGUACACGAGCCAGCAGUUCUGAUCGAGGGCGUCCUAUUCCGAGCUCGAUACCUUGGGUCGACACAGCUGGUGUGCGAGGGAAGAUCGACAAAGACGGCGCGAAUGGCACAGGCGCAAGAGGCCGUCGCCAGGGUUAAGGUACGG
Mesorhabditis spiculigera is the source of this 1545-nucleotide messenger RNA. The record is from the annotation of a GenBank genome assembly. NCBI's taxonomy places the organism in Eukaryota, Metazoa, Nematoda, Chromadorea, Rhabditida, Rhabditidae.